This is a messenger RNA of Acanthosepion pharaonis, 1593 nucleotides long. The record is from the annotation of a GenBank genome assembly. Lineage: Eukaryota; Metazoa; Mollusca; Cephalopoda; Sepiida; Sepiidae.
AUGUUUAGCGUCUCUUUCGUUCCUUCUUCAGUUUUCUUCCUCUCUUUUCCUCCAUUCUCCUUUCAUCGCAAAUUAUUUCCACCCGAGUCUUGCUUAAUUUGUAAUUUCUUGUCAUCAUUACUCUUCUUUGGACUUUCUUUCUUCACUUUCUCUUCCAUAUAUUUUCUUCUUGUGUCGCUUCCAUUUUUCACACUUUUUUUAUUUCUUUCUAACUUUCUUUCUUUCUUUUCAUUUUAUACCCUUUUUUUGUUUCCUUAUUUCUGUUCAUCUAGCUUUUAUCUUCUGUUUCGCUUCCAUUUUUCACCCGUUUCUUUCUUUCUUUCUUUGCGUUUUAUAUCUUUUUUUUCUUCCUUCCUUCCUUCCUUCCUUCCUUCCUUCCUUCCUUCCUUCCUUCAUUCCUUCCUUCCUUCCUUCCUUCCUUCUUCGGUUCAUCUAGUUUUUAUUUCCUGUUUCGCUUCCAUUUUUCACCCUUUUCUUUGUUUCUCUAUAACUUUCUUUCUUUCUUUCUUUCUUUAUCUAUUUAUUUCUCCCCUGUCCUUGUUUUCGUCUUCCCUUUUUCUUCUUUCCCUCCUUCGUUUUUCAUUUAUCUCAUGUUUCACUUUCAUUUUUCACCUCUUUCUUUCUUUCAUUCUUUCUUUCUUUCUUUCUUUCUUUCACUGCUUUUUUUCUCUCAACCGUCUUCAUUUUCUUUCCUUCUUUCUCUCUCACUUUAGCAGUCUUUCUUUAUUUAAUGUUUCUUUUACUCGCUUUCUUAAUUGUACACUCUUUCUUUCUUUCUUGCUUUCUUUCUUUCUUUCUUUCUUUCUUUCUUUCUUUCUUUCUUCCAAUCUUUCUCUAAUUAAUAUUUCUUUUACUCUCUUUCUUUCUUUCUUUCUUUCUUUCUUUCUUUCUUUCUUUCUUUCUUUCUUUUCUGCCUUUCUUUGCGUUUUAUAUCCUCUUUUUCCUUCCUUCUGUUCAUCUAGUUUUUAUUUCCUGUUUCGCUUACAUUUUUCACCCUUUUCUUUAUUUCUCUAUAACUUCUUUCUUUCUUUCUUUCUUUCUUUCUUUCUUUCCCUGUCCUUGUUUGCUUCUUCCGAUUUUCUUCUUUCCUUCCUCCGUUCAUCAUCUUUCUGCCUUUCUACAUCGUUUGUCGAUUCUCUAUUCGUUUCCUUCCGAGAUAUAUGUGCUUCUAAUGUUCUCUCUCUCUCUCUCUCUCUCUCUCUCUCUCUCAUAUCUGCCCAUAUCUAUCUAUUUACCUAUCUAUCUCCGCAUAUCUAUCUAUCAAUCAAUCUAUCUUAUAUCUGCGCAUAUCUAUCUAUCUAUCUAUCUAUCUAUCUAUCUAUCUAUUUCUUUUAUAUCUGCGCAUAUCUAGCUAUCCAUCUAUUUGCGCGUAUCUCUCUCUCUCUCUCUCUCUCUCUGUUUUAUAUAUUCGCAUAUCUAUCUACUUAUCUAUCACUUUUAUAUAUGUGCAUAUCUAUCUAUCUAUCUAUCUAUCUAUCUAUCUAUCUAUCUAUCUAUCUAUCUAUCUAUCUGCGCAUAUCUAGCAAUCUGCGCAUAUCUAUCUAUCUAUCUAUCUAUCUAUCUAUCUAUCUAUCUAUCUAUCUAUCACACUGA